GUCCUGGAGCGCGCGCGCACGUCAGUCGUUCCGAUUGUUCCAGUAAAAUAGCAGCGGCGCGGCGAGGACGCUGAGCAAUCGGACACGGAUCCCUGUUGGUCACCGUGCGCUAGCGCUGUGGUGCGAGAUGCCGGGCCAGGGUCACGGCCACGGCCAGAGCCUGACUCCGCACGUCUAUUGGGCGCAGAGGCACGGCGAGCUGUUCCUCAGGGUGGACCUGAGUGAUGUGCAGAAACCUGACAUCAAGAUCAUUGAAAAUACUCUUUUCUUUAGAGCACAUGGCCAUGGGGCAAAAGGAGACAAUGCCUAUGAAUUCUGCUUGGCAUUCCUAGAAGCUGUGAGUCCUGAGCUGCUGUUCAAAACCACAGAAAGACAAGUAAAUAUAACAGUGAAGAAAAUGAAGAGCAAAUGGUGGGACAGACUGACUAAACAAGAAAAGAAACCAAUAUUCUUGGCUCCUGAUUUUGACCGCUGGCUGGAUGAAUCUGAUGCUGAAAUGGAACUUAAGGCAAAGGAGGAAGCGGAAGAGGUUAAUAGAAUGAGUGUGGAGUCAAGGGUUCGAAAGAACUCCUUUGUCACGUUGAGGACUGGUUACCUCUUUAUGUAUAACCUGGUGCAGUUUCUGGGCUUCUCUUGGAUUUUUAUCAAUAUGACAGUGAGACUCUUUGUCUUCGGCCAGGAUUCUUUAUUUGAUACAUUCCAUGCAGUAGGUGACAUGAUGAACAUUUGUCAGAUACUUGCAAUAAUGGAGGUUAUAAACCCGCUGUUGGGAUUAGUGAGAACAGCAUUGGUACCUGCAAUAAUCCAGGUAAUGGGAAGGAUCAUGAUUCUGUUUGUGGUGAUAGGGAAUCAGGCGGAAAUGCAGAAUAAAGCAGCAGUUUUUGCCGUCUUUUACCUCUGGAGCAUCAUUGAAAUGUUCCGGUAUCCCCACUACAUGUUAUCAUGUAUAGGAACAGAAUGGAAAAUCCUGACCUGGAUCCGAUACACCAUCUGGAUCCCUCUUUAUCCACUGGGAGUAAUUUCAGAAGCGGUUUGUGUGGUUCAAUCUAUUCCAUACUUUGAAGAAACUGGAAGAUUUACUAUCCAGCUGCCCAACCCACUCAACAUCUCAUUCAGUUUUUCAUAUUUCCUACGAGGUUACCUUAUUAUGAUGUUCUUGGGUUUACUUGUUAAUUGCCGACACCUGUACAAACAACGUUAUAAGCGUCUCCGACCAAAGAAGUACAAGAUGUAUUAGAAGGCUUGACUCAAAGAAACACUUCAAUCAAUUCAGUGUAUCUUCCCUUUCUAUUAAAAAUAUCAUUUUGUAGAAAAUGAAGAAAGUCACAGUAACCAUGUUCUCUUUGGCUGCCACCCUCAGGUGCAGGCACUCACCUCAUUGUUGUUUUGCUGCGAAUGUAACCAAACCCAUUCCUUCAUACCUCAUUCCAGCUUUAUUAUUUUCCUUGUAUACAUGUUUGAAGAAAUCCAUAUCUUGUGUGAGGAAAAUUGAUUUGUGACUAUCAUUUUACACUUAGAAAAAAUUGCAAUUUUUCAAUUUGUUUUUGUAUUUCACUUUGUUAACUGGCUGAUGGACUUAAAUGAAGGUGUGAAUUCUGGUAUCCCAAUAAUUAGGUGGGCAUUAUUAGAUAAAUUAAUCUUCACUCUUUCUGGAAUAAUUAAUUUUGAGUAUGUGGUUUUAAUCUUCAUUACAUCGUUUAAACAAGAAAUCCAUUACAGGUUGUACACUGAAAUGAGUGUAAAGGUACAAAAUUACCCUACUGCUGUGCUACCUGAGAUUCGUGCUUUAGAAUAUUUCUCAAAAUUCAAGGUAAAUUUUAUUAUGUCACUAUACAACCCUGAGAUUCAUUUCCCUGUGGACAUACUCAGCAAAUCUAUAGAAUAGUAACUAUAACAGGAUCAAUGAAAGAUCAACCAGAGUGCAGAAGACAACAAACUGCAAAUGCAAAUAUAAUAAAUAGCAAUAAAUAAUGAGAACAUGAGAUAGAGUCCUUCAAGUGAGAUCAUUGGUUGUGGGAACAUCUCAGUAGAUGGGCAAGUGAGUGUACUUAUUUUCUUUUGUUCAAGAGCCUGACGGUUAAGGGGUAGUAACUGUUCUUGAACCUGUUGGUGGGAGUCCUGAGGCUCUUGUAUCUUCUACCUGAUGGCAGCAGUGAGAUCCCUCUUGGUUGUGGAUGAUGAUGAUGAUGCUUUCCUACAGCACUGUUUCAUGUAAAUGUGCUCAGUGGUUGGGCUCUUUAUCCAUGAUGUGCUGGGCCAAAUCCACUAACUUGCAUAGGAUUUUCCAUUCAAGGCCACUGGUGUUUCCAUACUGGUCAAUGAUGCAGCCAGUCAAUACACUCCCCACUACACAUCUAUAGAAGUUUGUCAACGUUUUAGAUGUCAUGCUGCAUUUCCGCAGACUCCCAAGGAAGUAAAGGUGUUGCUGUGCUUUCUUCACAAUUGCACUUGCGUGCUGGGUCCAGGACAGAUCCUCCGAAAUACUAACACCCAGGAAUUUAAAGUUACUAACCCUCUCUUACCUCCAAUGAGGACUAGCUCAUGGACCCCUGGUUUCCUUCUCCUGAAGUCUAUAAUCAGUUCCUUAGUCUUGCUGAUAGUUAGUGAGAAGUUGUUGUAAUGACACCACUGUGUCAUUACUAUACUACUGAUAGGCUGUGACUUCCUACUGUGUUUUGGACGUGCAAUGCAGAUAUAAUUGCUUUGGCCCAUCAACUCCAUAUUGAGCAUUAAGUGCCUUGUUACAUAUAGUUUAGUCUCUGCUCUUUUGAUUACCAUGGCCAUGUAUCACUGCAGAAUUUGGCAGCUUUAAAAAAAAUUCUGUCUCUCGUAUAGACACACACCUAACUUUUAAUCCAGGUCUUAAACAUAAGCAAGUGUUAUAGCAGCCUAGAUAACCUAUCUGCUUCAGAUUUAAUGUAAGUUAUAUAUAUAUAUGCUUUGUUUCUGUCAUUCAAUCACGUGAAUUGAACUGUGUAUAACAUUAUUUGACCUGCACUGAAAUCUAUUUUAUACAUUAAAAUAUUGUUAUUGGUUACUGAGGUGGCCAAAAAGUUAACAUUUCUGCAGUGUCACUGAACCCUAGAGUUAAUGACUGUGCAUUCCCUCCUGCUAGUGAUUUUUACUAAGUGGGCAGCACGUGUACAUUUAUGAUUGAAUUGGAGGGAAGUGAUCAAGGUAAAUGACACUUAAAAAGGAACAUUUCUUAGGUGAAAUCGCUAGUAGCAGAAUAAUAAUGAUAUAAACUUUAAGGGUGACAUCUAUAAAAAAAGGAAUUUAUAAAAUAACAUUUACUGCACAAAACUUUCUAGCUCUAAACUUAAAAAAAGUCAGCACAUUUAGGCUUUGCCAGUGUUGUGCUUCAGAAAAGCCUCUACCCAACCAGUGUAACCAGCACUUUUGUAUGACU
Messenger RNA from Mobula hypostoma (lesser devil ray), 3409 nucleotides. RefSeq names its product 3-hydroxyacyl-CoA dehydratase 3 (gene hacd3). Bases 128 to 1237 code for a protein of 369 amino acids. Gene Ontology annotation, cellular component: endoplasmic reticulum membrane. Gene Ontology annotation, molecular function: 3-hydroxyacyl-CoA dehydratase activity. NCBI's taxonomy places the organism in Eukaryota, Metazoa, Chordata, Chondrichthyes, Myliobatiformes, Myliobatidae. The transcript has 11 exons. The record is from RefSeq and is a predicted model, not a curated record. Gene Ontology annotation, biological process: very long-chain fatty acid biosynthetic process; sphingolipid biosynthetic process; fatty acid elongation.